GCCUGUGCUUGCGCCGGACAGCGCAGAGGGUCGACAUUCGUGUGCGGAACUGAGUCGGGGUAGACUUGGGGAAAGAUGGAUCGGGAGACUGGGGGACCGGGUCCUGGCGCCCGGAGUAGUGCCUGCUUCCCAGAACCACGCCCCCCCCGUUUCCCCGCCCCUCGGAUUUCGUUUUAGACCUCUCCCAGUCCUCCGGGACUCAAUCUGGUUUACACCGGGUCGCGCUAGGAACAGAGUGACCGGCCCGGGUCGAGAGAGGAUGUUUAACUCUUUAGGCUUUAAUUCCUUCCUCCUUGUCCCUCUCUCCCUUUCUCGUUCGGACACCCAGGACUUUCAUCCCCCAGGCCCUGACAGUCUCCACAGCUGUCUCCUCCUGUCCCAUAACCCCUGUGGGUUCCUCGCCUCACUUCGGGUCCCUAAGGCAGCGAGCAGCUGAGGGUUAAGGGGGCGGGGCCGCUGCAUUUUUUGGGAGUGAGCGCAUCCUAGCGGCUGCCAAGAGGGGCGCCCGGCAGGGACCUCUCGAAGCCCCCGAGCAGGGGCAACAGGUGUUUUGGAGAUUAAGGAUCCCGAUCUUGUUCCUUGGACUCCCCCUAAAGCAGCAGACCCGCGAGGGUGCUGGGUGGAGUGGGGUCUGCAGGAGAGGAAGACAGGUGAAGUAAAAAGAGACAACUAAGAAAUCAGCGCGGCCGGUCUGUGUGGAUGGGAUGGGGACGCCAGGGGAGGGGCUGGGCCGUUGCUCCCAUGCCCUGAUCCGGGGGGUCCCGGAGAGUCUGGCGUCAGGGGAGGGCGCGGGGGCUGGCCUCCCGGCUCUAGACCUAGCCAAAGCUCAGAGGGAGCAUGGGGUUCUGGGAGGUAAACUGAGGCAACGAUUGGGGCUGCAGCUAUUAGAACUGCCUCCUGAAGAGUCGCUGCCGCUGGGACCGCUGCUUGGCGACACCGCUGUGAUCCAAGGGGAUACGGCCCUCAUCACGCGGCCCUGGAGCCCCGCCCGCAGGCCGGAGGUCGAUGGAAUCCGCAAAGCCCUCCAGGACCUGGGGCUCCGAAUUGUGGAGAUGGGAGACGAGAAUGCGACGCUGGAUGGCACUGAUGUUCUCUUCACCGGCCGGGAGUUUUUCGUAGGCCUCUCCAAGUGGACCAAUCACCGAGGAGCUGAGAUCGUGGCGGACACAUUCCGGGACUUUGCCGUCUCUACAGUGCCGGUCUCGAGCCCCUCCCACCUGCGUGGCCUCUGCGGCAUGGGGGGACCUCGCACUGUCGUGGCCGGUAGCAGCGAGGCUGCCCAAAAAGCUGUCAGGGCAAUGGCAGUGUUGACGGAUCACCCCUAUGCCUCCCUGACCCUCCCAGAUGACGCAGCAGCUGACUGUCUCUUUCUGCGUCCUGGGCUGCCCGGUGUGCCCCCUUUCCUCCUGCACCGUGGAGGUGGGGACCUGCCCAACAGCCAGGAGGCACUGCAGAAGCUCUCUGACGUCACCCUGGUACCUGUGUCCUGCUCGGAACUGGAGAAGGCAGGCGCUGGGCUCAGCUCCCUCUGCCUGGUGCUCAGCACACGCCCCCACAGCUGAGAGCCUGGCCUGGGGGUCCCGGCUGACCAGGGGUAGGGUGGCAUAGGAGUAGAAGGGGAAGGAAGGUUAGAUAGAGGACAGUGAAUAGGUAGUAGUGGGGAGAUGGCCAGAAGGUAGGGGGAGGGCAUAGAGUGAGAAAAAGGAUAGAGGCCACUGGGUGAGUCCUCUCCUCGAGAACUAGUAAAAUAGAACUGAACUUUUCGACUGGGCUGAGACUGGUGUCUUAUUGGGGCAGAGGGACAAGGGUGGGGCUGAAACCUGAGCUUGGGGUCAGUGCUGGGAAGGAAGGCUCUAUCAUUCAUCAAACCCUCAUUCAAAACAAAACAAAACAAAACCCUCGCUCACUGACUCAUUGCCCAGCCCUGUCAUAGGUACCUGGGCACAAGAUGGACAGGACAGGAUUUCUAUGAUGGGAAGCAUGUGCAAGGCAGAGAAGAGAAAAUAUGGGUGAAUCACUCACUGAAUCUAUCUAAAUGUCAGAUGAUUCAGAGACUGGGAGAUCAACAGCCCAUCCCUAGUUGAUAGCAGGAAAUGACAUUUCCAGGGACAUUCAUUUUCACUCAUUUACUGAGGCUUAGCGGUGAUAUAAAAAGGGUCAGUCUCCUGAUAUUAGGGGACUCACAGUACAUGAAAAUUUCUUAUAAAUUGAAACAUAGGUUUUAAUGGAACAAUUCAUAGGAGGCUGUUGCUAUGAGAGAAAUAAGGGGGCUCCCGAGGGCAUCAAAGUGUAUAUGCACGGGUGGGCAAAGAGAGUCACAAAUAGCUUCCCAGAGAAGACUACACUUGAACUGAGUCCUGAGGAUACAUAAGAAUUAGCCAGGCAGAUAGUGGGGAGGAGGCAAAGGGUAAUCCAGGAAGAAGGAACUGCACUGGGCAAAGGCAUAUUUGGGGAGUGGGGAGAAUUUCUCUAAAGCUCUCAUGUUCUAGGCAUUGAGUGAUGGAGAUAAGCCUGGAGAGUAAGUAGAGUACUGUAGCACCUUGAACCCAAAGCUGAAGCCCAUGGGCCCAGAGCUGAAAUACUGCCGAAAUAUGGGCUGUCAGGAGCAGGUUAGCAUUUGAGGAGAAUAUCUGUAGCUUCAGGGAGGAGAGCAAGGGCAGGAGGAUGAGAUGGGGCUUUGGGCAAUCCAGAGAGGAAAUGAAGAGAGUACAUUCAUGUGGCAGUGCUGGGUGUGAAAAGGGUAUGGAUUUGACAGUGACAUUACAAUAGGAAGACAGGACUUGGUUUAUCAUGUGGGAGUGAGAAGAAGAAGGUCGACAUGACUCUCAGUUUCUGGCUUGGGCAAUGGGGUUGAUCAAGAGAAAAGGCAGAGGAGGAAGGAUUAAGUAAGUGGCUAAGGAGAUGACAGUGAGUUGGGUUUUGGACCCACUGUGUGCAAAAUGCCUAGGGCCAGCCAGCAGGGAUGUCUGAGGGGCAGUUUGGAAACCUCAUAUCAGAGAUCUGAACUGGAGAGAGUUCUGGGUGUUGUUUGCAGAGAAAAAGGCUGAGGACUGGCUGUGGAUGACAACAUCCCAGGAGAGGGCAAAGGCAGAUAAAGAAAAAGACAAA
This is a messenger RNA of Hippopotamus amphibius kiboko, 3108 nucleotides long. RefSeq names its product dimethylarginine dimethylaminohydrolase 2 (gene DDAH2). The record is from RefSeq and is a predicted model, not a curated record. Gene Ontology annotation, biological process: arginine metabolic process; positive regulation of nitric oxide biosynthetic process. Lineage: Eukaryota; Metazoa; Chordata; Mammalia; Artiodactyla; Hippopotamidae. The transcript has 7 exons. The coding region runs from base 705 to 1562 and encodes 285 amino acids. Gene Ontology annotation, molecular function: dimethylargininase activity; amino acid binding.